AUGGACGAGAACCUCCGUGCGAUCAUCCUGUGUAGACGCCACAAAUACGGAAUGAAAGUGACGCAAAUGGUUUUCAUAGGCCUUCCUGCUUUGGAAGGGUUGAGUCCCCUCUUCACAUCCAUAUGGGCAGAAUCGACUCUUAGGAUCGUCGUGGUCGACGACACCAUGUUCAAACAGAGACCCCGUGGGUCGGUAGUGAAUACCACAAAUAUCGCAUUUAGUUCGUUCUGCGAUGGAUUUCGCAUCAGAGUUUUCGUCGGCCUUUUUGCAGCGAGCCUCGUGCACACUGCAAUUGCGACAUAG
Anthostomella pinea is the source of this 303-nucleotide messenger RNA. The record is from the annotation of a GenBank genome assembly. Lineage: Eukaryota; Fungi; Ascomycota; Sordariomycetes; Xylariales; Xylariaceae.